AUGUCGGAUCCUCAACUAUUAGUACAAAAGGCUCAAAAGAAGGCCCAGCCUUCUUCCGGGUUCAUGAAGCUUUUUGGAGCCUCUGAUACUUAUAAAUACGAAGAAGCUGCAGACUUGUAUGUUGAAGCUGCAAACCUUUACAGACUGCGCAAAGAGCUGGACGCCGCAGGUGAUUUGUUUCUGGAAGCAGCAGCGUGCCAAAUCAAGGCUCAGAGUGAGGAUGAGGCGGGAAACACGUUCGUUGAAGCGUUCAAGGCAUUCAAAGCUGGUUCUUCGCCAGUCAAGGCCUGUGAAGCACUCAACAAGGCCAUUGACAUUUUCACGCGCAGGGGACAGUUCAGAAGAGGUGCCAACUUCAAGUUUGAGCUCGCAGAGCUCUUGGAGUCCGAUCUUCAGGACUAUUCGGGUGCCGUGGCUGCUUACGAAGCAGCUGCCGACUGGUACUCCCAGGACCAAGCUCUUGCGCUCGCCAACAAAGCGUACUUAAAGUGUGCGGACAUACAAGCUCUCGAGGGCCGUUACAUCGAGGCCUGCGACGUGUACCGCAAAGUUAUCGCGAAUUCUGUGGGGAACAGACUGAGCCAGUGGUCGCUAAAGGAAUACUUUUUGAAGACCGCUCUGUGCUACUUGGCGGCAGAUGACCAGGUCGCCGCUCAGAGAACGCUAUUGGAGGCUCAAGAACAAGACUCGAACUUUUCGGGGUCGCGCGAGCACGAGCUCAUCAGUGCGUUGCUCGAAGCCUGUGCCGAGGGCGAUUCCGAAAAGCUGAGUGCCAAAGUCUACGAGUUCGACCGUUUUGCCAAACUGGAUAAGUGGAAAACCACUAUCCUAUUGAAGAUUAAAGACUCCAUCGCGUCUGCAGACGAUGAUCUGUUGUGA
This is a messenger RNA of Lachancea meyersii CBS 8951, 879 nucleotides long. NCBI's taxonomy places the organism in Eukaryota, Fungi, Ascomycota, Saccharomycetes, Saccharomycetales, Saccharomycetaceae. The record is from the annotation of a GenBank genome assembly.